AUGAAGAACAUAAAACCUCAGCAAUCCUCCCCUUCCUCGGGCAGCCACACCCCCUGCCAGGCCUCCCACAGCCACCACACACCCCUGCCGCAGCCCUCCCCCACCUCUGCCAAGGCCGUGGUGUCCUCCGUGCCCGUGCCCUCCCCCAGCCAGGCACAGAUUGGCUACAUGGGGCAGCACAACUCCCCACAAGUGCCUAACAGCUCCCCACAAGUGCCUAACAGCUCCCCACAGGUGCUUAACUUCUCCCCACAAGUCCCUAACAGCUCUCCACAGGUGCCUAACAGCUCUCCACAGGUGCCUAACAGCUCCCCACAAGUGCCUAACAGCUCUCCACAGGUGCCUAACAGCUCCCCACAAGUGCCUAACAGCUCUCCACAGGUGCCUAACAGCUCCCCACAAGUGCCUAACAGCUCCUCACAUGUGCCUAACAGCUCCCCACAAGUGCCUAACAUCUCCCACAAGUGCCUAACAGCUCCCCACAUGUGCUUAACUUCUCCACACAUGUCCCUAACAGCUCUCCACAGGUGCCUAACAGCUCCACAGGUGCCUAACAGCUCCCCACAAGUGCCUAACAGCUCUCCACAGGUGCCUAACAGCUCCCCACAGGUGCUUAACUUCUCCCCACAAGUCCCUAACAGCUCUCCACAGGUGCCUAACAGCUCUCCACAGGUGCCUAACAGCUCCCCACAAGUCCCUAACAGCUCUCCACAGGUGCCUAACAGCUCCCCACAAGUGCCUAACAGCUCCCCACAAGUCCCUAACAGCUCUCCACAGGUGCCUAACAGCUCCCCACAAGUGCCUAACAGCUCCCCACAAGUGCCUAACAGCUCCCCACAGGUGCCUAACAGCUCCCCACAAGUGCCUAACAGCUCACCACAGGUGCCUAACAGCUCCCCACAAGUGCCUAACAGCUCCCCACAGGUGCCUAACAGCUCCCCACAAGUGCCUAACAGCUCCCCACAAGUGCCUAACAGCUCCCCACAAGUGCUUAACUUCUCCCCACAAGUGCCUAACAGCUCCCCACAAGUGCCUAACAGCUCCCCACAAGUGCCUAACAGCUCCCCACAAGUGCCUAACAGCUCCCCACAAGUGCCUAACAGCUCCCCACAAGUGCCUAACAGCUCCCCACAAGUGCCUAACAGCUCUCCACAGGUGCCUAACAGCUCCCCACAGGUGCCUAACAGCUCCCCACAAGUGCCUAACAGCUCCCCACAGGUGCCUAACAGCUCCCCACAGGUGCCUAACAGCUCCCCACAGGUGCCUAACAGCUCCCCACAAGUGCCUAACAGCUCUCCACAGGUGCCUAACAGCUCCCCACAAGUGCCUAACAGCUCCCCACAAGUGCCUAACAGCUCUCCACAGGUGCCUAACAGCUCCCCACAGGUGCCUAACAGCUCCCCACAAGUGCCUAACAGCUCUACACAGGUGCCUAACAGCUCUCCACAGGUGCCUAACAGCUCCCCACAAGUGCCUAACAGCUCCCCACAAGUGCCUAACAGCUCCCCACAAGUGCCUAACAGCUCCCCACAAGUGCCUAACAUCUCCCCACAAGUGCCUAACAUCUCCCCACAAGUGCCUAACAUCUCCCCACAAGUGCCUAACAGCUCCCCACAAGUGCCUAACAUCUCCCCACAAGUGCCUAACAGCUCCCCACAAGUGCCUAACAGCUCCCCACAAGUGCCUAACAGCUCCCCACAAGUGCCUAACAUCUCCCACAACUCCCCACAAGUGCCUAACAGCUCCCCACAAGUGCCUAACAGCUCCCCACAAGUGCCUAACAUCUCCCCACAAGUGCCUAACAGCUCCCCACAAGUGCCUAACAGCUCCCCACAAGUGCCUAACAGCUCCCCACAGGUGCUUAACUUCUCCCCACAAGUGCCUAACAGCUCCCCACAAGUGCCUAACAUCUCCCCACAAGUGCCUAACAUCUCCCCACAAGUGCCUAACAGCUCCCCACAGGUGCUUAACUUCUCCCCACAAGUGCCUAGCAGCUCCCCACAGGUGCUUAACUUCUCCCCAGAAGCUCCUCAGCUCAGGCAGACCUCCCCAAGACCUUGA
This is a messenger RNA of Eriocheir sinensis (Chinese mitten crab), 2061 nucleotides long. Its product is annotated as DNA-directed RNA polymerase II subunit RPB1-like. The transcript is spliced from 4 exons. The coding region runs from base 1 to 2061 and encodes 686 amino acids. NCBI's taxonomy places the organism in Eukaryota, Metazoa, Arthropoda, Malacostraca, Decapoda, Varunidae. The record is from RefSeq and is a predicted model, not a curated record.